AUGGCUUUAAAACUGGAUAUCUCGAAAGCAUAUGAUAGAGUUGAGUGGGGUUUUCUAAGGGAGGUGAUGAUAAAAAUGGAUUUUGAUGAAAGAUGGGUGGGUCUGAUUAUGAAAUGUGUACAAACUGUUAAGUAUGCCAUUGUGGUAAAUGAGAAGCCUGGGAAUUCCUUUGUACCAUCGAGAGGUUUAAGGCAGGGAGAUCCCCUAUCUCCAUACCUUUUCCUCCUUUGUGCAGAGGGAUUAAGUACCCUCAUUAAUAAGGCUGAAAGAAGGGGGGAGUUGAAGGGAGUAGCAGUAGCUAAAGGGGGUAUAAGGGUUACUCAUUUAUUAUUUGCUGAUGAUUGUUUGGUUUUUGGACAAGCUUCUUGGCAGGAGUGGCUUAUGAUAAAGGAUCUAUUACAUAUUUAUGAGAGGGCUUCGGGGCAGUGCUUAAAUAGACAAGAAACCUCAUUAUUUUUCAGUUCCAACACAAAAGAAGAUAUAAGGAGAAGGAUAAGGGAGGAUGUGGGGGUGGGAAUUCAAUCAAGUUGUGAAAGAUACUUGGGGUUACCUGUUAUGGUGGGGAGAUCAUAG
Molecule: messenger RNA, 573 nt
Organism: Carya illinoinensis
Lineage: Eukaryota; Viridiplantae; Streptophyta; Magnoliopsida; Fagales; Juglandaceae
Exons: 1
Coding region: 1-573 (190 amino acids)
Source: RefSeq, a predicted model, not a curated record